Castor canadensis (American beaver) is the source of this 6453-nucleotide messenger RNA. It is a transcript of the gene Cfap65, whose product is annotated as cilia and flagella associated protein 65. The record is from RefSeq and is a predicted model, not a curated record. Gene Ontology annotation, cellular component: cytoplasm; sperm flagellum. Lineage: Eukaryota; Metazoa; Chordata; Mammalia; Rodentia; Castoridae. Gene Ontology annotation, biological process: sperm axoneme assembly.
AUGUGGAAAGACGGGCUCUUCCAGGAAGUCGUAGCCGGUGGUCCCCUCCAUGCCCUUCAGAGAGUCCCUGAAUGCUUACUUGAAGCCUGGACUGCAGGGUGUGUUCUGGUGGAGGAAAUCCAGAAAGCCAAGAACUCACCAGUCUCAUUUGCCUCUUCUUUGCCCCUUAUUCCUCUUCUCACAGUACAUAGGACAUGUUCCAAGAACACAGUGUGCCCAAUGUUCAUCCAGACAACUCCAAGCUCCACCAUGAGGCUUAGGAGCAGUGUAAACUCUGGUGAAUCAUGCCAGAGUGCCAGCACGAUGGCUGUCCCCACCAUCAGUGGCAGCACUGUAGGCACCAGUGCCUGCAGCAGCAGCAUCAGUGCCCAGCCUACCAGCUCCAUGGACACUCAAGUGUGCAUCCAAAAGAAGCAUGACAGAGUAAAGAAGAGGGUUGUCUGGGGCAUUGAGGUGGCAGAGGAGCUGCAAUGGAAAGGCUGGGAACUGGGGAAGGAAACCACAAGAAACCUGGUUCUGAAAAAUCUCUCCUUGAAAAUCCAGAAGAUGAGCUACAGGCCUCCCAAGACCAAGUUCUUCUUCACGAUCACCCCUCAGCCCAUCUUCCUGAGCCCAGGCAUAACCCUCACGCUCCCCAUUGCCUUCCGGCCUCUGGAGGAGAAGGAGUACAUGGACCAACUGUGGUUCGAGAAGGAAGAGGGGAUAUUCUGUGUGGAACUGAGGGCCAUCUUGCCUUGCCACAAGCUCGUCUGCCCACCAUCCCUGCAGAUACCUAUGUGUGCCACUGGAGACAUGGUCGAGGCCUGGUUCUGUCUGGACAAUGUGGGGGACCUGUCCACUUUCUUCACCUGGGACUUCCCCAGCCCAUUCCAGAUGUUCCCUGCCACGGGGUUACUGGAGCCAGGCCUGGCUUGUAGGAUGAAAGUGACCUUUCAGCCCCUCAUAGCUGUCACCUAUGAUGUUGAGGCCACAUGCUGGUAUGGGAAGGGCAGCAAGCAGAAGAGCAGCAUUCAGCUGCAGGCUGUAGGCAAAUGUGCCCAGCUGCUGGUAAGCAUAAAGCACAAACGGCCAGAGGACCAGGAUGUGGAGGGCUUCCAGAAGGUGUUACACUUUGGCUCCGUUGCUGUGGGCUGCACCGCGGAGAGGCAGAUUAAGCUGUAUAACCCAUCUGCAGUGAAUGCCCCCUUCAAGAUCGAAAUGGUCCCAGAUAUGCUGGCAAAAGACCAGGUGUUCUCGUGCUCCAGAGCCCAUGGCAUGGUGUCCCCAGGAGGGAAGAAAUGCGUGUCAGUGUUCUUCCACCCCAAGACCUUGGACAGCAGAAGAAUGGACUACAUCUCUGUCAUUCCUUCUGGCUGUGCCUCCCAAACUCUUCUCCAAGUCAUUGGUUUCUGCAGAGGUCCUGCUGUGUCCUUGCAGCACUACUGUGUCAACUUCAACUGGGUCAACCUUGGGGAGCACUCAGAGCAGACUCUGUGGAUUGAGAACCAGUCAGACUGCUCAGCCCACUUCCAAUUUGCCAUCGACUGCCAGGAGAGUGUCUUCAGCAUCAAGCCUGUCAUUGGGACCCUGGUGGGCAAGGCCCGCAUGAUCUUGCGCUGUGUCUUCCGGCCCACUCACCCUAUCAUCUGCUUUCGGCGGGUGGCCUGUCUCAUCCACCAUCAGGAUCCACUGUUCCUGGACCUGAUUGGAACCUGCCACUCAGAUAGCACCAAACCAGCCAUCCUGAAGCCUCAGCAUCUCACCUGGUCCCGCACACACACAGCUCGGGGCCUGGCGCUCUACCCCCCUGACAUCCUGGCUGCUAUGCUGAAGGAGAGGAAGCUGGAGCGGGAUCAGGAUGGGGCCCUCAUGCUGCCCAUCGAGGAUCUGGAUAAUACGUCACCACCACAGUAUCCCUUUAUCUCCCCCAUGACGGAGUACUUCUUCGACGGCACCAACGACGUGACCAUCUUUCCCCCUGCUGUCAGUAUAGAGCCUGUUGAAGUGGACUUUGGUGCCUGCCCUGGGCCUAAGCCCUCCAAUCCUGUCCCCCUAUGCCUGAUGAACCACACCAAGGGGAAGAUCACAGUAGUCUGGAAGCGCAGGUCUGACUGUCCCUUCUGGGUGACCCCAGACACCUGUGAUGUGCCUCCACUCAAGUCUAUGGCCAUGCGUCUGCACUUCCAGCCAUCCUGCCCGAACAGCCUCUAUGCCGUGGAGCUGGAAGCCUUUGCUGUCUACAAGGUCUUACAGAACUACACUAAUAUUGAGGAGGACUGUACUGUGUGCCCGUCCUGGUGUCUGAAGGUGCGGGCUCAAGGCCAUAGCUAUCGUGCUGCCUUAGAGCACCACAUCCCCCAUUAUUCUCUGGAUGCACCCAAGCUGUUUCCUGCUGUGUCCUCCGGCGAGUCUUCCUACCGCAGCUUGCUUCUGGUCAAUAAAGGCCCCAUGCUACUGACCUUCAGCCUGGUCCCCAAGACUGGCUUAGACAUCACCCUCCGCCCCACAUUGGGGCUCAUAGUUCCUGGGGCCCACCAGAUCUUCCUUGUCAGCACCUGCCCCAAGGGCACCUCCUGGAAGCAGCACAUUUUCUACCUUCAGUUCAACUUUUACCCCCAGUAUCGCCAGGAGGUAAACAUGCAAAGCAGGGAGGAGCCACUCCAACUGAAGCUGGAUACCUGCAAAAGCAUCUUCUUCAAGCCCACCUGGGUGGGCUGCUCCUCCACCAGCCCCUUCACCUUCCUCAACCCCUCACGUCUGCCCCUGGAGUUUGAGUGGAGGGUCUCCCAGCAGCACCAAAAGACGCUGGCUGUCCAGCCCUCCAGAGGGCUCAUCCAUCCCAACGAGAACCUUACACUGACAUGGAUCUUCAGCCCUUUGGAGGAGACCAAGUACCUGUUCCGAGUAGGAAUAUGGGUCUGGGAAGCUGGCCUGCCUCCAAACACCAAGCCUCGAGCCACCAUGCACUACAGGAUCCGACUGGUGGGCAUGGGUGUCACCAGCAGCCUCUCUGCAAAGACAAAGGAUUUGGACUUCGGGAGCAUACUGGUAAACAGCAGGCAGUCCAGGAACCUGGUGCUCCUGAACGACGGCAACUGCACCCUCUACUACCGCCUGGUCUUGGAGCAGCACAGGCCUGAGGGCCUUGAUGAACCCCUGGCUCUGCAGCUGGACCGCUCCGAGGGGAGCAUGCCACCUCACUCUCAGGACAACAUCUGCCUGACUGCCUGCCCUAAGCACCGGUGUCAGUACUCCUGGACCAUCAGCUACUGUCUCCUGUCUCACAGAGAUAAUAAAGUUGGCAAGCAGCAAGAGCUGUGUCAUGUCUCCCUGGAGGCUGUGUACCCCUUACUCUCCAUCCUGGAUGGCUGCUCCAUGGGCAGUGCCAAGGGCAUCACCCGGAAACACCUAUGGCGCCUCUUUUCCCUGGACAUGCUCAACAGUUACUUGGCACGUGACCCCACCCCCUGGGAGCUCACCUACAAGGUGCCUACCAGGCACAGCACAAGCCAGAUGCCUCCUGUCUUCACCCCUUUGAGGCUUGACUUCAAUUUUGGGGCAGCACCACUCAAGGCUCAACCCUCUGUGGUGCUCCUGGUGCUAAAGAACAGUGGAAUGGUACCCUUGGACUGGGCCUUCCUGUUUCCAAGUGAUCAGCAGAUUGACCUGGAGCUAUGGGCAGAGCAAGCAGAGUUUAACCGUACUGAGCUCCACCAAAUGCGAGCGGAGGACAAUAAGCUCUUCUCCAUCAGCCCCAAGGCUGGGAGCCUGAGUCCUGGACAGGAGCAAAUUGUGGAGUUCAAAUACAGCCACCUGUUCGUCGGCACUGAUUGUCUCCCGGUGCUCUUCAAGGUGUCACAUGGCCGGGAAAUCCUGCUAAAUUUCAUAGGUGUGACAGUGAAACUGGAGCAAAAGUAUGUGCACUUCACCUCCACUAGCCACCAGUUCAUCCCUGUCCCCAUUGGCGAUACACUGCCUCCACGGCAGAUUUACGAGUUAUAUAAUGGUGGUUCGGUGCCUGUGACAUAUGAAGUCCAGACCAGCAUUCUGUCGCAGGUUCAGGAAAAAAAUUUUGACCACCCCAUCUUCUGCUGCCUCAACCCCAAAGGGGAGAUCCAACCAGGCACCACUGCUCGGGUCCUGUGGAUCUUCUCACCUAUGGAGGCCAAGACCUACACAGUGGACGUGCCUAUACACAUCCUGGGAUGGAAGUCAGCCCUCAUCUGCUUCCAGGGAGUGGGCUAUGACCCUCAUAUCAUGGGUGACACUGCCCCAUUCCACAACAUCUCCUCAUGGGACAACAGCUCAAUACAUUCAAGGCUGAUGGUUCCUGGACAGAAUGUCUUCCUGUCCCAGUCUCACAUCUCGCUGGGAAACAUCCCUGUGCAGAGCAAGUGUAGCCGCUUGCUCUUCCUCAACAACAUCUCCAAGAAUGAGACAAUCUUCUUCACCUGGCAGCCGAGAUCCCUAGACUUUGGGGAGGUAUCUGUGAGUCCCAUGGAAGGGGAACUAGCUCCUGAAGAGACCGUCCCAUUUGUAGUGACCCUGAAGGCCUCAGUGCAUGCCAGCUUCUACAGUGUGGACCUGAUAUGCAAAGUGUACCAACAGGAAUUGAUGAGGCAGUACCAUAAGGAAUUGCAGGAAUGGAAGGAUGAAAAGGAGCAGCAGGAGGUGGAGUUCACCAUCACAGAUAGGAAAGUGAAGAAGAGAGCUUAUUGUGCAGCCUGUGGGUCUGUGAGGAGGUACAAGACGCUGCCUCCCAUCACAAACCAGCAACCUGUUAGUCGCCCUGCCAGCUGGAACCUGCGGAUCACAAAGGAGGACGAGCCCUGGCUGUGCCCCCAGCCGCCUACGCCAGGCGUGCUCUGCCUGGGCCUCACUGCCCGAGCCCAUGCCACCGACUACUUUCUGGCCAACUUCUUCUCCGAGUUCCCCUGCCACUUCUUGCACCGGGAGCUGCCAAAGAGGAAGGCCCCAAGGGAAGAGUCCGAGGUUUCAGAGGAAGAAACUCCCACUGACAAGGAGGCUCCUGUCUCCAGGCAGAUGAAGCAGCUCCUGGUUGACUGCCUCACCACCAUCAUAAGGGGCCUGCUGGAAGACAAGAACUUCCAUGAGGCUGUGGGCCAAAGCCUAAUGGAGCAGGUGCCUUACUUCUGCCAGUUCUGGAAUGAGCAGUCAGCCAGGUUCAUGGCCAAAAACAACAACCUGUACCUAAUGCCAAUUCAGUCACUGACCUCUAGCAGCUUGGAAGACAAGAAAGGCAAGGAGCAGAGGGAGAACAAACAGAGAUUGAAGAAUAAGGAAAGAGAGGAAGAGGAAGAGGAAGAGAAGGAAGAAGAGGAAGAGGAGGGCGAAGAGGAAGAGUUAGAGGAGGAGGAAGAGGAGGAGGCAGAAGAAGAGGAGGAGGCAGAAGAGGAGGAGCUGGGCAAGGAGGAGACCAAGGAGGAGGAAGAGAUAGAGGAGAAGGUAGUGAAGUUCACCUGGUCAGGGACUGAGCCCACACAGACACCCGAGUCCCAGCAGUUCCUUCAGUGGCAGCAGAACCUGAAAAUCCUGGCGAAGGAGGAUCAAGAAAAGGAUGAGAAGGAGGCCAUUGGAAGGCUCCCCGCCUUCGCUAACCUGCAGGAGGCGCUGCUGGAGAACAUGAUCCGGAAUCUGGUGGAGGCGAGCCGCGGGGAAGUGGUGCUCACCUCCCGACCGCGCAUCAUCGCUCUGCCACCGCUCAGCCUGCAGAGCCGCCGACGUGUCAGCCACAGUUGUGCGCAGGUGAGGGCGGCAGCUAGCGGAGCGCUGUGCGGCGCUGCGCUCGCAGAAGACCAAGACCUGGAGAUCAUCGAGGGCCAUCGCCAGGCCCCGGGCCCUCCGCUCCCGCCCCGCGACGAGCCCCUCGCACAAACCGGACCUGAGCGUUUUGUUCGUUCGGCUCGCGUGAGGCUGGGGCGGCCUCUCAGCACCAGCCCAGGGGCCCGGCCCGAUCGCCACGCAGGCACCUGCCUGCCGCCGCCGCCGCCACCGCCACCGCCACCAUAUGGGUCUCAGAGACUAUGCGCCACUCCCAGGGGAGAUCCGGCUCCCAUCCGGCCCCGCCUGCCAUGCCCGCAGACUCUAGGCUGCCCGGCUCGAUGCUGGGUCAUGCGGGCUGAGCAGUCCGGCUCUGUCCCAGAGACUUCUGUGGCCUUGGGCAAGUCCUUUCCCAGCCUCUUCUGUUUGCACAAUGAGAGGGUCGAUCUGGCCUUCCGCAGGGAGUCAGUCCCUGUCUUGGUUACUAUCGUACCUAAAUGCGUAGGAAACCUGCGCGCUCGCUCCCGCGGUUCUUCUUUCUGGCACUUCCUUAGCGCCACCUUGCGGCACGGCCUGGCCACGGCCUGGUCUGGGCCCCGCGACGCGGGGUCUAGAAAGCAGCGCUUGGGCAGAAACAGGAUCGCAAUGGCGACGGACCUGUGUUCUAGAUCGGUGGCCACAGAAGAGCACUGA